AUGUCAACACAAUCAAUUCCCAACAGCAACAAUAUCAAAGUCUGCGUUACAGGUGCCACCGGAUUUAUUGCCUCUCACAUUGUCUAUCAGCUCCUUCUGAAGGGCUAUACUGUACAUGGCACUGUUAGAUCGUUACCAAAGGGACAAGAGGAAUUGAUGAGUGCCCUCUUGAAAUUUGAUCAAUUCUCGGAGGAUGGACAGAAGAAAUUGAGUGAAGAGAUGAUGAAGGAGAGAUUGAUUUGUUUUGAAGGUGAUUUGUUGAAGGAGGGAUGUUUUGAGAAGGCAAUUGAGGGAUGUCGAUUUGUGCAACAUACUGCUAGUCCGUAUAAGAUUGAUGUGAAGGAUCCACAGACUGAUUUGGUUGAUCCUGCAUUGAAGGGAACUUUGAAUGUUGUGAAUGAAUGUAUAAAAUUGAGAAAAACACAAUCGAAUGAGGAUUCGAAUAGAUUGCAAAGAAUUAUACUGACCUCGUCGAUUGCUGCUAUUGUGGAUACUGCAUUGCCGGAUAAGGUUUAUACAGAGGAGGAUUGGAAUGAAUUAUCUGGUUUGGAUAAGAAUCCAUAUUUCUAUUCGAAAGUUGUUGCUGAAAAAGCUGCUUGGAAGGUGUUGAGACAAGCUGAAUUGGAACAUGGAAAUGAAUUUUUGGAAUUGGCUGUCAUUAAUCCUAGUGCAGUAGUUGGUAGACCAAUUUUUGAGAAACAAGUCAAUCAAAGUCAUGAAUCAAUCCAAAAAAUAGCCAAUGGUGAAUUUCCAGCCAUUUUCAACUUGGCAUUUGUUUUUGUGGAUGUCAAAGAUGUUGCUACAGCCCACGUUGCUGCAAUGGAACAUGAAAUUGAUAAUAGAAGCAGAUUUCUUCCAUCAAAAGGUGAAAGAUUCAUUGCUGCAGGAGAUGAAACUACAAACAUGAAACAAAUGUGUGACCUGUUUAGAGAAUUAUUCCCUAAUCCUCCAAAUACAUGGAUUAAGAAUGUUCCAAGUUUUUCAAUGGAAGGUGGUUUUGGAAAUGCAGUGGCCAAGUUUGCAGGAUUAUUCCAACCAAAGGGAGUUCGUCAACUUGUCAAUAGUUCUGUUGGAAAGCCAACCUAUUUCUCAAAUAAGAAGAUUAGAGAAACAUUUGGAAUGACAUUUAUGGAUGCUAAAACUCAAAUCAAAAUUUCGACAGAGCAUUUACUCAAAUUAGGAUUAAUCAAAUAAUAAUUAAUUCAUUUCAACUAAUUUAUAUAUAUAUAUAUAUUGUAUAAAUAAAUAAUUUAUUAUGCUAUUU
This is a messenger RNA of Naegleria gruberi, 1264 nucleotides long. Its product is annotated as cinnamyl-alcohol dehydrogenase-like protein. The record is from RefSeq and is a predicted model, not a curated record. Gene Ontology annotation, molecular function: oxidoreductase activity, acting on the CH-OH group of donors, NAD or NADP as acceptor. The transcript has a single exon. Lineage: Eukaryota; Heterolobosea; Eutetramitea; Acrasida; Naegleriidae. The coding region runs from base 1 to 1194 and encodes 397 amino acids.